ACUGGAGGGUUUCUCUGCCUGGUGUGGCAUUCACAUCCUCACGCUCAUGUGGUAACAUCCAGCAUCGCUUUGCUCCCCUGCACACUGGCCUGAUUCCAGGGAUUUGAAGUAGAAAGGACAGACAGACAGACAGAGGGACAGAGAGCAUAUAUGCUGGAAAGUUAGUUUCAAAGUAGGAGGGGAAAAGAACAGUGGUCCAGAGAAGAGAAGAAAGUGAAAAGCAGGUGAGAAAGUAAACUGUCAAAGUAAAGGUUGAUUAGCUGACUGCACACUACAAAAUCCACUGACAUGGCAGCCAUGGAAGCGCUGGAAUCCACGAGUGCUAUGCUGGAGCCUCAAAGCCUCACCGAGAUCUCAGACGACGAGGUCAACCUCCCGCCCUCGGACGACGAAGACGAUGCCCUCGCCGCGGCCAGGAAAGAGCUGUCCCACAUGGGCACGGAGGGGGACGCCGCCGAAGACAAGGACGAAGCGGGCAAGCCGGACCAGCAGGUGAACGGGGUCAUGGUCCUGACUUUGCUCGACAAGAUCAUCGGGGCGGUGGACCAGAUCCAGCAGACCCAGAGCGGGCUGGAGGCCAGGCAGCAGGACAUGGAGCGUUCGGUGACCGGCAUCCAGGGCGAGCUCACCAAACUGGCCAAGAACCACAGCACCACGUCCAACAGCGUCAACAAGAUGAUGGAGAAGGUGCGCAAAGUGAGCGUCAACGUCAAGACCGUGCGGGCCACCCUGGAGAAGCAAGGAGGCCAGAUCAAGAAGCUGGAGAGCAACGAGGCCGAGCUGCUCAAGAGACGCAACUUUAAAGUCAUGAUCUACCAGGAUGAAGUGAAGGUUCCUUCAAAACUCAGCAUCUCAAAAUCCUUGAAGGUUUCUGAGUCUGUGUCAGGAAGCAGAGGAGGCAGCAUGCUGGAGCUCAAGGAAACUGUGGAAGAGGAGGAGGGCGGAGACGGAGAGAAGGCAGACAAACCCCACAUUGACCUCUCGUCAGAUGAGGAGGGGGUGGUGAUUGAGGAGGCCAUCGAGGAGACUCGCGCCGAGCGCAUCAAGCGCAGCAGCCUGCAGCGUGUACAAAAUCUGAAGACGGUCUUCUCGAAGGAGAAGAUGGACAAGACCAGAAUGAAGACCAAAGAGAAACUGGAAAAGACCAAACAAAUGACCAAGGACAACCUGGAAAAGACCAGGCAGAAAACCAAGGAUAAUUUACAAAAGACCAGGCAGAAGACCAAGGACAACCUGGUGAAGACACGUCAUAACAUUGAGAAGAAGAUGGGAAAGCUUGGAACACAGAUGACCGUCAACCCUGAGCACAAGCAGAAGAUGCAGACAUCCCGUGAUAAGGUGAAGAAGUCCUUCACGCCAGACCACGUUGUUUACGCCCGGUCCAUGAAUGCUGUGUACAAGGUGCCCCCCUUCACCUUCCAUGUCAAGAAAGUCCGCGAGGGCGCCGCCGAGGUGGUCCAAGGCACCGAGAUGGUGGAGGUGUCCCAGGACAUCGAUCCCUUCGGUGGAGUGGACGGGGAGGUCGAGGAGGGCGCAGUGGAGGUCGAGAUGGAGAUGAUGAAUGGAGGAGGGGAUGAGGAAGAGGUUGAGGAGGAUGAAGAGGAUGCUCUGCAGGAGAAUGAAGACAGAGAUAGAGACAGCGACUAGAUAAAGAAUAAGGAAUCUGCCAAGACCCUAACAUAAACCCCCCUGAGGUCUUUUGUACAAAAAGGAAUUAAUGUGGGGAUUGGGAAGAUUGCUAAAGAAUAAUUGUGGUUGAUUACAACUUGGUUCUUAUUUUCAUCAUUUUGGCCAUUAUUCCUAUCAGUUAUGAUAACUUUGUACUCAAAAGUAAUAGCUGAGAUCUGGGAACACGGCAUCAUCACUACAAGUUUGGCGGGUCAGUCAGACGAUCAGAUAGGUGGUUAACAAAGCAGUUAAAUAGGCGUUAUCAGUCGCUAUAAGCACCAUAGAUGUGGGUCAGUACUACUACUACAUUGUAAAAGUGAAAUGCAAAAAACUGAAUGAAAAGUCACGUUUUCAACACAAAUGAAAAGGUUUCUUUAGGUUUAGGCAACAAAACUAAAACUUCUUUAGGUUUAGGCAAAUAAAAAUUACCAUUUGACUAAAUGAUAAAAACCUACUAUUGAGUGUAGUAGGUCCCUAUUGACCCACAUCUAUGGGGCUUAUAGCGACUGAUAACACCUAUUUAAUAGCCUGACAACAGUCUACUCGGCUAGAUCUCAGCAGUUAACUUGGUCAAGACAAUGUUAUUAUUACCAAUAGGAAUGAUGGCAAAAACUACAAAAAAUAAGACCCAAGUUGUUAAUAAACAAAAACAAAAUUAUCAUUCAUUCAUUAUCAUCAACAACUUUUAUUUCACCUUUAUUUGACUACAGGUUGGGAUUUGUGCUUCUAAAGUCAGAAAGGGGCUUAAUGAAAAUCUUCCCAUAUGUUCAAAAGCACUUCAUGGGUUGUUUAGAGUCCAUUUGAGUUUGGAUGGUGCAGAUGACCAUGAAAUUAAAAAAGAAAGUGGGAAGAGGAAAUUGAAAAUGACUUUGCUGUUGGCUGGGGAAGGGAGGCGGAGCAAUCGCAGAACUGACAUGAUGAAGAAAUCGGGCCACCAUCAUUCCCGUAGAAAGAAAGUGUUAUUUGACAGCAUUUCCUUUACUGUUUCAUUUUUUUUUUUUUAAAUCAAAACCCCAACAACUCACAGCUAGUGGGAUGAGCACAUGGAAAGGAAUCAUCUCCUCUCCACUAAAUGUCAGUAGUAUUUGUUGAACAUAAAGAAAAUGAUCUCAUGGAGUGUUGAGUAGCAGAUUCCCAACGGCCAAAUAAUGCAUAAACACACUGAGUACAUAUUCGUGCUUAAAAUGCGUAAAUUCUUAAUAUGUAUUACUUACCACACAUACAUAAGUAUUCCUUCCACCCCCUUUGUUGUUCAGCUGUUUAAAUACUGACGUGUUAUCUUAUCUCUGCUUAAUUUACUCAUUAUUUAGAAAUUCUGUUGUCAUUUUCUAGGUUUUGAUGAGCUCACGUUUAAAUAUUUGUGUAUGAUUUUGUAUGUGAUCACAAUUUACACUUGGCCAAUGUCAUUUCCUUCUUUCAUUACUGACAGAAUGUAGCCUAAUAGUUGUAGUUUUUAGCACACUCUUGUUGCAUGCUUUACUGUUAUGCAACAUUUUACUGCCAAAGAAUAACCAGUGCCCAUGAAAAUGAAGGUCUGCAAGGCAGAGACAGCUCACCCAUUGGCCCAUUACAUUUCACUCACCGAUGGUAUUCACUUUAAUUAUUUUCUCUUCUUAAAAAUGUGUUAUGUGCUAUUCUAAGAUGUGUUUCAUAAAGAAAACUGAGAUAAGGACCAAUACUUUCAGCUAUAGUCUCGCAAACCUCUGGUAACCUCUGGUGUACACUCGGGACCUGUCUAUUCACAGUUUCAAAAUAAGAGUGUGUGUUAUUGCUGUGGUAUGACACUGACCCCUAGUGUCCAGUCAUCUCACUAUAAUUUCCUCUGCUCCAGAUUAAAAGUGCAUUCAACCAGAUCUCCAAGUGUUCUCUUGACAAACAAAACAUUUCAUUCAAUAUUUCCACACAGGUUUCCUCCUCAUUUACCUUUUCUGUCCAUCCAUCCAUUAUCUGCAACCAUUAUCAGGGUCACGGGGGUGAAGGCGGGGUACACCCUGGACAGGUCGCCAGACUAUCACAGGGCUGACACAUAGAGACAGACAACACGCUCACAUUCACACCUACGGGACAAUUUACAGAGGAAAGCGGAGAACCCGGAGGACCCGGAGCACCACUGUGCAGCCCCUUUACAUAUUUGUAAUAAAGUUUAUGAAUGUCUUUUAUAUAUUCACCACUACUGGUGGUAUUUUUUGAAAAUUAAAUCAAGAAUUAAUUAAUACAUUUUCUAGCUCAUUCAGAAUAAAUUGACAUCCACCUAUGCACUAAUCCUGGUCAGGGCAGCAGGGGCUCGAACCUAUCCCAGCAUACUUUGGGCUGAAGUCAGGUCAACAGUCUAUCAAAGGGCUAACACAGAGGCAGACAGAGAACAUAGAGUUUUAUAUAACUGUUGCCAAAGUUUACCACAUCGCCACAGUAUUUGAACUGUCAAAGUUCACAUUAUGACACAUCACAGCUUUAUUUGUGUUUUUUAUUUGUACAUAAUGUGAAUCACUGCCAAUGCAGAUCAUAAUGCAUCUUGAUUUUAUUUACCGUCUGCCGCCUGCACAUCUUCUGUAUUUAGAACAGCUUUCUCGUGCCAAAUCAUUCUGAUGUUUGCACAGAUUUCACAGUGCAACAAAUGACAUCGACACUCUCAUAUGUAAUGACUGAUUAAUAAAAUAUUUUAGCUUUUUGAUACAAGAGAAUUGUGUGUGGUUGAAUGCUCAGCCCCUUCAAAGUGGAUUAACAAUGCCAUGUCUGUCAGAGCAAUAACAACAUGCAGAUGUGCUGAGGCCUAUAGUUGAAUGGAACAUAAAAUGUAGUUCACACGUAACUGUUUCCAUGCUUUUGUUUCGUUGGUUACUGAUUUCUGUAUAAUGUUUCAUUGCUUAACCACUAAUGAUUUAAUUAAUAAAAGCUAUUUGGUUCACA
Molecule: messenger RNA, 4575 nt
Organism: Sebastes umbrosus (honeycomb rockfish)
Lineage: Eukaryota; Metazoa; Chordata; Actinopteri; Perciformes; Sebastidae
Product: caveolae-associated protein 1-like
Exons: 2
Coding region: 289-1647 (452 amino acids)
Biological process (GO): termination of RNA polymerase I transcription; transcription initiation at RNA polymerase I promoter
Cellular component (GO): caveola; cytoplasm
Molecular function (GO): rRNA primary transcript binding
Source: RefSeq, a predicted model, not a curated record